AUGACCACAGGUUAUGGCUUCUACGACUUGUCCACAGACUGUGGAGCAUUAAUUCGAACUGCUCCAACCCAUAAUAGCCACAAACUGUGGCAAACUGACGAACCAUUCAUAAAAACUGGAGAGAACAAAGCUCUCCCUACCACCAACACUCUGUUUCAGAUGAAUACCCUAUGCUACUUCCUCGAAGGCCACAAGAACUGUUAUAGUUUACCCCUUCAAGAGGCAUACAGGAAGUUCCUGUUUCGAGCUGGCUUUUACUAUGGAAACUACGAUGGCCUCUCGAAGCCACCUAGCUUUCGUCUAGAGAUUGAUGGAAACAUAUGGGCAAAUGUAACGACUUCCAUGAGCGAAGAGAUGAUCUACUAUGAACUGUUUUACAUAACAAAGAAGUCGCGGACUAGCAUGUGCUUGAUUCGUACCAUGGACAGUGAUGUUCCCUUCAUUUCUUCUCUCGAAGCUCAUUACAUUUAUGAUACUUAUAAAUGGAUGGACAAUACCACAGCUUUGUACGUUCAUAACAGGAUCAACUACGGUGCAAGUACAAGUGUUGAGCGAGGUAUGAAUUUGCAUGCACAACACUACAACAGGAUUUGGAAAUCUAAAGAAAUAUCCAAUUAUCUCAACAUUCAUGUCGAGUUCAUAGAUUAUGAUUAUAUGUUUGGAGAAAAUAGGCCACCAUGGAUGGUAAUGGGAUAUGCCAUCCAAGCACGAAAUCUCACAGACUCUAUAUAUUUGUCCAUUGAUUUUUCCCCUCGAACAGCAGUACAAGCCUACUUUAUUCUCUAUUUUAUGGACCCUGUUUCUCGGUUCGAGCAAAAUCAAACUAGCAGUGUUGAGAUAUACAUAGAAGACAACAAAAUGGCUGUUACCGAUAUCCCUAAUAUUGAUGGUUAUUUGUAUGACCGAUUCCAUGCUGUGACGCUGUUUUCUUUGCCAGUCAAUGGUUCGGCCAAUGUGACUAUUUCUCCGGCAGAAGGCUCGACUUUGGCCCCACUCCUAAAUGCCAUGGAAGUGUUUUCUGCAAUUGAUGUGUCUGAGGGUGGACAUUUGUUCAACUUCUCAUCAGUACUGUUUAUCAUUUCUCUUCAUGUGCUUAUUAUUCUUGUGACAUAA
This is a messenger RNA of Cornus florida, 1113 nucleotides long. RefSeq lists its product as uncharacterized. NCBI's taxonomy places the organism in Eukaryota, Viridiplantae, Streptophyta, Magnoliopsida, Cornales, Cornaceae. The record is from RefSeq and is a predicted model, not a curated record. Bases 1 to 1113 code for a protein of 370 amino acids. The transcript is spliced from 2 exons.